Messenger RNA from Paramecium tetraurelia, 717 nucleotides. RefSeq lists its product as uncharacterized. The record is from RefSeq and is a predicted model, not a curated record. Lineage: Eukaryota; Ciliophora; Oligohymenophorea; Peniculida; Parameciidae. The transcript has 5 exons.
AUGUCAAUUUUUCACGUGACAGAUAUAUCUGAAAAACCUUCUUCAUACACUAGCCAAUUGGCAAACAAAGAUAUCAAUUAUUAAGCUUUAAGGAGUGAAGUUAGAACUUCUAUAAUAGAUAAAUACAACCAUUUCGAAAAAUUAGGACAAAAACCAAAAAGUCCAAAAGGAGGGUAACAAAGCAAAGAAAGUCCAAGAAAACACUAAAAUACUUUACGAACUUUAGACAUUUUAUUUGGGAAACCACCUUAGAAUCAGGAAUAAGUAUCUCAAUCUUCACCUGCCAAGAUUAGUGGAUUAAAGAAAAAGAUGCAACAAAUAGGCACUUAAGAACAAACAGGCAAGUUUCACCUUUCAACAGGAGCCUAAGAUUUUAAGAGCACUUAUUAUGAUUAGUCAGGAGCCAAACACUCGUUCUUAUCUCCAUAAAGUAGAAACACUCAGGAUGGCUUAAUGAGAUCGGGAUCCCUGACAUCAAAGUUUUAUCCAGAAAGAGGCACAUAACUCAGUAAUGCUGUCCCAAUCUAACGAUUAGUUGAGAUACAAAAUUUAUUAGAAUUGACUCCUUCAAGUGAACUUCAAACUCUACCAAGAAAUUAUUUGGACGAACUUCAAAGAGUAGCCAGUUCAAUAUAAAGGAAUUUGAAGCACCACAACGAUAUUCGCCUAAAAUAGUGAAAAUAUCAUAUUUUAAUAAACAAAAAUUAAUUUUUUUAA